CUCCCUGCAAGUUUGUAUCCAGCAUCUCUCCUCUCAUCCUGCAAGUGCUGGACAGGGAUGCUGGCUGCAGGAGCUAUGGACCCACGAAAAAGGCAUCAGGAUUAUUUGCAUUUCAUUUUCACCUUCCUUCUGAUGCCACACAGCCUUCUCUGCCAAGGGCAAGCUCAUGGGGUAAUUUGGGACACGCUGGUUAAAGAUGGUGUUAUCACAGAUGGAAAUGUUCAAGAUGACCUUAAUUUCCUUGCUCCAAAAACUAUGGGCGACCAGAAGGACGUUUUGAAGAAGUUGAAGGAUUUUGCUUCUGAGACAAUUAUUAGCUCACAAGCAGCAAUAUCUGAGCUACAGCGUGGUGGAGGAGGUGGUACUCCAACUACUGACCAAGGAGACAUUUAUACUGCUGUUAAUUUACAGAUCCUUAGGGAAAAUCUCCCUUUUUAUGCGUCACCUGUCACCACCAAGUCAUCUCUUACUACAUCCAGAACAGAGCCCAUGUCUUCUGCCCAUCAUAUUCCCCCUUCCCGUGUCUUGCCCCUAGUAAACCCUUCAGUGAUGACUCCUACACCCAAUAAGUCUUCUAACGGGGCAAAAGAACAUUCCAUAGUCUCCACUACUCCCAAUAUAAACCCAGUUCCUACCAUCCUCAUUUCAGAAAUUACCCCUACACCCUGUAACCCGCCAACCCCUUUUACAUCCUCACAUCCUUAUCCAUUCUUCUCAUCUCCUAAAGGUUCUAAAGAAGUUCUUGUAUUGUCCUCCAUGGACCUCCAGGCUGCCUCCCACCGUACAGCUCGCUCACUGAAGCCCAGAUCUAUCUCCUCUUCCUACACCGUGAGGGUACCUGCAGGGGGAGCCCUGGGGGAGACCAUAUUUACUGUCCCAGACAGAAGAUUCAGGGGCAAGUGGUUUGAGGUCAGCUGGCCCUCAGACCCCCCAGUGAGUAUAGAGAGUGGCUCUGGGAGGCUGUACCUGACCAGAAAACUACAAGGAGGACAGAUAGAAGUCCAAGUCAAAGUACACAACCUCGACCAAGAGAGUGACUGGUACCUGAGCCACAUAACAAUUAUUGUUCCAAAAGAAGAGAGUCUAGAAUGGAGGAUGUAUCCCUUCCCUUACCUGGCAAGGGUUAACCCUGACGCACCAAGAGGGACUUUUGUAUAUCAGCUGUCAGCCCAUUAUUAUAAUGAUGAAAGAUCCAGCAAUGAAAUUUCUUACUACAUCAUGGAAGGUGGUGACCAGGGGUUUGAGAUUGAUAAGGAUACUGGUGGUAUCAGUACCUCUGGGUUACUGUUGAUGUGGAAUAAGGAAUAUACUCUCACAGUCCAAGCUGCCGACCGGCACGGAAAGAAGAGCCCACAUGCCUCUAUUUCCAUUUUAGCUGGGAUUCGGCCUCCGCAGUUUACAAACAUUUCUUACAAUUUAUUUGUUCCUGAAAGCACAAGUCCUGGGGAGAAGAUAACUAUAGUGGAAGCAGUGUCUUUUCAAAGCACGCCAAUCACCUAUACUUUGUUGGUGAAUCCAAGUGGACUGUUCGCUAUAAACCAGGAGAGCGGAGAGCUGAGUCUCACCCAUGCAGUGGAUUACGAGAGUGAACAUCACCUUUAUCAUUUGCUGGUGAAAGCCCUGGAAGCAGACAGCGGUCUUAGCAGUAUCACUGAGGCAAUGAUCCAUAUCACGGAUGACAAUGACUGUUCUCCAGAAUUUUUGAGAUCCAUUUAUAGCCAGGAAAACAUCCCAGAAAACGUUCCUGUUGGCACAUCUGUGUUACAAGUUCUAGCACAAGACUGUGACUCUGGAUCCAACUCUGAAAUUUCAUACUUCACUCAGAGCACAGACUUUAACAUUACUCCACAAGGCAUCAUUCAUUCUAGCCAAAGACUGGAUUAUGAACGCCCCAAUCACCUGUAUGAGUUUGUGGUCAUAGCCAUUGACAAGGGAAAUCCUCCAAGAACAGGAACCGCAUCUAUUCGCAUUCGCAUGGCCAAUGUUAAUGACGAAGCCCCAGUUUUCUCCCAAACUGUUUAUAACACCUUCCUCUCUGAAGACGCUGGACCCAGCACUUUGGUAGCAACCAUUCACGCAAAGGAUCCUGAUGGAGACAUAGUUUCUUAUUUCAUUGUUGGAGGAAAUGAGGAGGGCAACUUUGAAUUGGACAGCCAGAAAGGCAUCUUAAGACUGCGUAAAACACCUCCGCCUAAUUUGACAAGACUUCAGUAUGUAAUAAAUAUUUCUGCGGUUGAUGACAACUCCUCAGACGGACCAAUACCGUUAAGUAGCUUCACUCAGGUUAUUGUGGGAAUAAAUGAUGUAAACAACAACAAACCCAUCUUCGAAGAGUGUUCUCAGUACAGUGAAAACACGUGGGUUUUAGAGAAUCAAGCUACUGGUACCUUCGUCCUCAAGGUAGAAGCCAAAGAUGCAGAUAUUGGUCUUAAUGGAGUAGUGAAGUAUGGUUUAAUGCACAAAGAAGGAGCUAAUCCAAGCUUCAUCAUUGAUGAAGAUACAGGUGUUAUAACCACUUUACAGAGUUUUGACCGAGAGAAACAAAGAGAAUACACAAUCUCUGUGACUGCCACAGACCAGGGUCAAGAGCCAUUAAUUGGUGUUUGCCAGAUAACCAUUGUAAUUGCCGAUGUCAAUGAUAACGAUCCUAAAUUUGAAAACAGUCGUUACCAGUACUUUUUGCGGGAGGAUACAGCGGUGGGAAUGAGCUUCCUUCGAGCUGCUGCUCUGGACGAUGACCAAGGUAUAAAUGCCGUCAUUACAUACAGCAUGGUGAUGCAGCGUCCAGAGUACUUUAGUAUAAACCCCAGCACUGGAUGGGUGUAUGUGAACUAUCCUAUCUCCCAGACAUCACGGAUCUCUCGACUCAUUAUAGCCACAGAUGGGGGUAAUCGGAGCAGCAGUGUGGAACUAACAGUGAUCAUUACGAAUGUGCACAACCAGCCUCCUCAGUGGGAGCAAGAGCAAUACUGGGUCUCCGUCCCUGAAAACAUAACCAGGGAUUCAAAGAUUGUGACCAUCAAGGCUACGUCACCACUUGGUGAUCCGAGGGUUACGUACAAUAUAGAGGAAGGUCUUGUUCCUGAGACAAACUACCCUGUUCGCUUCUACUUAAAACCUAAUAGAGCAGAUGGAUCGGCGUAUGUACUAAUAGCGGAACCUCUUGAUUAUGAGGAAAAUACAUAUUUCACAUUGAAAAUUAGGGCCCAGAAUGUUGCCACUGUCCCACUGGCAUCAUUUACAACUGUUCACAUCAACGUUACUGAUGUUAAUGACAAUGUUCCGUUCUUCACAUCUUCUGCUUACGAGGUGACCGUGCCAGAAGGAGCAGAGGUUGGAACAUCAAUAGUCCAGGUGUUGGCUACUGACCUAGACUCUGGCCAGAAUGGGAAGGUGAAUUAUUUUAUACUGAAAGAUGUCAAUGAAGAUUUCCUCUGUUUUACAAUUGACCAUGAAACUGGAGUCAUAUUUACAAGAACAUCUUUUGACAGGGAGAGGCAAGCAUCGUACCUUAUUGAAAUUCAGUCUCAGGAUUCUUCUGAAUCUGCCCGUCUUGGAAUUCAAGGCCACCCUAACACAGAUACCGCCUAUGUAAGGAUCUUUGUAAGUGAUAUUAAUGAUAAUGCCCCGAGGUUCCCAUUGCAGAGAUAUGAGACCAGUGUGGGAGAGGAUGAAGAUGUGGGUUAUGUUGUAAUAACAGUAAAUGCUAACGAUGAAGAUGAAGGAGCUAAUGCAAAGAUAAGGUAUCAAAUUACAAAUGGAAAUGGAAGAGGAAUAUUUGAUGUGGAACCAGAAGUGGGGUCAAUUUUUCUCACCCAAAGUCUGAAUUAUGAACAAGACACCUACUUCGAACUCAGGCUGGUGGCUUCAGAUGGCAAAUGGGAAAACCAUACCCUCGUCAUCGUUAAUGUCAUUAAUUUGAACGAUGAGGCUCCAGUCUUUGCACAGAGUGAAUAUCAUGAAAGCAUUUCAGAGGAACUGACUGAAACACCUAUCUUGGUGCUGCAGGUGUCAGCCACUGAUCCUGAUCAAGAAGCUGAUCAGACUGCACUUCAAUAUUCCCUGCAUGGACAGGGGGCUAACAAUAAAUUUACCAUAGAUCAAUUCAAUGGAAACAUUUAUGUUCAGAAAAAACUUGAUCGAGAACAGCAAGCAGUGUGGCGUUUUCUGGUUCUCGCUACUGAUGAAAAUGGGGAAGGUUUGACUGGAUUUGCUGAUGUGAUUGUUGACGUGAAAGAUGUCAAUGACAAUGCACCAACUUUUCUCUGCAACUCCGAAGGAUGCUUUGUGGGGUAUAUAGAAGAAAACUCUCCUGCUGAUACCAUUGUGAUGGAGAUGGCAGCUGUGGAUUUAGAUGACCCCAAAUCUGGAAACAAUGCAUUACUUACUUAUAGAAUUGUAAAAAAUGUCCAGAAUGAUAUAAAUCUGAAUCUUUUCGCCAUUCAUCCUUCUACUGGAUCCAUAUACAAUGUUUUGGGGUCUUUGGAUAGAGAGAAAGAGGACAAAUAUUUGAUUGUUAUAGAAGCAGAAGAUGGAGGAGGACUCAAGGGGACAGGAACAGCUACGAUUUUAGUGUCAGAUGUUAAUGACCAUGCCCCAGUUUUUACUCAAAAGGUUUACGCAGCCAUCAUUCCUGAAAACUCUGGUAUUAACAGUGAGUUAGCAAUAUUUUAUGCUCUGGACCUGGAUGAAGGUGAAAAUGCAUUAUUGACAUUUAGUAUCAUUGCAGGAGAUGACGACCAUAAGUUCUUUAUAGAGACAGAUAAAAUUCAGAAGCGAGGAAUCCUAUGUCUUCGGAAAAAAGUGGACUAUGAAAAGUCCCAUGAGAGAUCUUUUAACCUGACAAUAAAAGUAGAGGACAUGGAUUUUUUUACUACCACUUACUGUACUGUCCAAGUCGAAGACUCAAAUGACCAUCCACCGGUUUUCUACCCACACUUUUAUGAAGUUGCCCCUUUGUCGGAAGAAGUUCCUAUUGGUACUGUGGUGGUACAAGUGUCCGCAAUUGACUUGGACUCUGGGAUUAAUGGAAAGAUCUCCUACCAGAUUCUUAAUUCGUCUGACCCUCUUGGUCAGUUCUCUGUUAUCAAUGAUGGUCAGAUUGUUGUCUCUGGACAAUUAGACAGAGAAACAUAUGCCCAGCAUUGUUUGGUGGUACUUGCCACUGACAUGGGUGAGCCAUCAUUAAGCGGGAGUGCUACCAUUGUUUUCAGCAUUCAGGAUGUAAAUGAUAAUGCCCCACAAUUUGAAGUCCAGUACAGCCCAAUGAUUUGGGAAAAUACAGAGUAUCCACAUAUUGUACAAAUGAAUAAAACUUCAGUGUUGCUACAUGCUAAAGAUGAUGAUACAGUUGUGAAUGGACCUCCAUUUUAUUUCUAUCUGCCAAGUGAUAUGUCCAGUGUGAAUGACUUCAGUCUACAAGACUUUCAUAAUGGUAGUGCAAUGAUUACUGCACUACGAAGUUUCGACAGGGAAGUGCAAAAGGUCUUUAACUUACCCGUUUUAAUCACUGACAGUGGAACUCCUCCCUUGACGUCAACUAAUAUGUUAACAAUUCUUAUUGGAGACAAAAAUGACCAUCCUCAUUCGCCGGGACAUUUGGAUUGCAUGGUCUACAGUUACAAGGGCAUCCUCCCAUCACUUGACCUUGGUAAAGUCUUAGCACCGGAUUUAGAUGACUGGGAAAACAAAAUGUACCAUAUAGAUGGCAAAUCAAGACUCUUCUCCCUUCAUGAAACCUCUGGCCUGCUAACCAUGAAAGAAGGAGCCAUGUCUGGAACCUAUAAACUGAGAGUAAAAGUGACAGAUGGCAUCUGGCCAGACGUGCUCUCUACAGUUAAGAUUGUAGUCAUUGACAUCUCAGAAGAAGCAGUCCAAAAUGCAGGGUCAGUGAGGAUGAGAGGUAUAACUGCUGAAGAAUUUCUAGCGCAAUCACUUGACGAUGUCAGUAAAUAUGAACAGAUAAGGAGUCUGCUCUCGGAAGUUGUUCAAGUUGAACUGAGCAGUCUUUAUGUGUUUAGCAUAUUGAACACUCCUGGACUUACAGGCAGUACAGAUAUCAGGUUUGCCGUUUCAGGGCCCCCCUACUACCCAGUGGAAAAACUCAAUGGCAUGGUGGCUUCGUCAAAACAGAAGAUAGAAUCAGCAAUGGGUGUUCAGAUAGCGAAUAUUGGAGACUAUGAGUGUGAGAAUACGAAGUGCAGUCACAAGACUGGCUGUGUGGUCUCCACAACCUACAAGCAUGUUCCUACGAUGGUUACAGUACCAGGCAUGUCGUUUGGUUCAGUCACCGUGCUCACUCGAACCACCUGCUCCUGUCCUUCUCGAGAGUAUCGGCACCUACCCUGCUCUUCCUACCUAACUAACCCCUGUCUUAAUGGAGGAACCUGCACAGACACUGAGCUUGGAUUCAGAUGUGAAUGUCUCUCAGGGUUUAAUGGUCCGGAAUGUCAGCAAACUACGCACUCGUUCACGGGUCAGGGCUAUGCAUGGUUCCCUCCCAUGACCCUUUGCUUCGAGAGCAAAAUAUCUUUGGAUUUCCUUACUGAUUCACCCGAUGGCCUCUUGCUCUUUAAUGGUCCCAUGGCAACCAGCACACGCGCAAAGACAGAGGACUUUAUUGCAGUAGAGCUUCAGAGUGGAUCACCAAUAUUGGUUAUUAAUCAUGGCUCGGGGACGCUCUUUCUUCAGUUUUCUACAAAACUAAACAUGGCAGAUGGACGCUGGCACACAAUCGAGAUUAUGAGCAGUGGAAAGAAAGUCAAGAUGACUCUCGACCAUUGCUCCCAUAACUUUGUAAAUGAAGCUGUUGGGCCUCAGAAAACACACAACAAUCGAUCAUCAUGUGAGGUUUCAGGAGAGACACCUGGGAGCAAGAGGUUCCUGAAUGUUUAUCAGCCCCUACAGCUCGGUGGCGUGCGGAACACACGGCCAACACUUCAACCUUCUAUUCACUUCACAAGCUUUACUGGAUGCAUCAGGAACCUCUAUGUUGAUAGCAAGGUGUAUGAUUUGCAGCAGCCAGCGGAGUCUUUAAACAGUGCUCCAGGCUGCCCAGUGACAGAUGGGCUGUGUAAGGUGGCAGGAUCGCCCCUGUGUGGAGGUCAUGGUUACUGCACAAAUGAUAUUACCUCUGUUAGAUGUGACUGCCAUCCAGGAUACAGCGGAGAAAACUGCAAAUCAGUCCUACAAGAGUGGUCGUUUGGAAAGGACAGUUGGAUUCAUUACCUUGUUCAUCCUCCACUAAGCAUGCAUCUGACAAAUGUGCAACUCAUGGCUCGCACGCGAGUCUCAUUUGGUACCUUCCUCAGCUUGAUGUCUAAAGACAGAUCUUCGUUUCUGAGGCUGGAGGUGGCCGAAGGACAGUUUGCCAUACGUUUCGACUUUGGAGACAGAGAACACUUUAUUAGGGUGCCAAACUUGAGGAUAGACCAUGGCCAGUGGGUACUACUAAACUUAGAACGUUAUGACAAUAUUUUCACAUUACGUCUUAAUGGUGGUGGAGGGGAACGACAAGUAACUUCAGUAUUGGGAAAGAACUGGUUGUUUGACGUGGAUCCAUCAAGUGUUAUGCUAGGAAACAGCUUCCCUCAGCAAGCAGAUAAUGACUUUGAGGGAUGCCUGCGUGAUGUUCGCCUAAAUGGUCUCAUGCUUCCUGUGGAUGGAGAGAGUAAUAGGUACAGCACAGUUGUGAGUUCGUGUGGAAUCAGCAAAGGAUGCUAUUCAGAUGCCUGCAGGAAUGAUCCAUGCCAAAGUCCUCUAAACUGUAUUGACUUAUGGAGAAAACAUGAAUGCAGGUGCCCGGCAGAUAAAGUUGAAGUGACAAAUAAUGUGACUGGGCACAAGCGUUGCUACCCUUCCCCAUGUACGCGGUGGAGCUGUCGGAAUGGCGGCACUUGUGUGGCCCAAUCCCACCAGAAGUAUAUGUGCCAAUGCAAGGAUGGCUACAAAGGAAGGUUAUGUGAAAGCAUCCAGAUAAGAGCAGGAAAAUCUGUUGGACUCAGCUCUGGCUCCAUAUUAGCCAUCAGCAUGUGCCUACUUAUCUUCAUAGCCUUGUUGGUCUCCUACACAGUGUGGAGCCAAUGGGGGAGGUCCAAGUUCCGCAAAGGAGGAGUUUAUCACAUCCCUGCAGAGCAUGAAAGCUGGGAGGACAUCCGAGAGAACGUCUUAAAUUACAAUGAAGAAGGAGGAGGAGAACAUGACCAGAAUGGAUAUGACCUACACAAACUGAAGAAGCCUUUGCGGAUAAACAUGCAGAAUCUCUGUUUGGCAUCCAACAACCCCCCACCUUUCAUGGUACAUCUGAGUUUGGAGAGUCACCUCAAUGUGCCAACCCGAAAAUCACCAGAGGAAAUCGGAGAAACUGGGCCUAGAGUCCCUAGCAUUCAUGACUACGUGUCCCAAAUAGUAGGGGCUGGAGACUAUGACCUAAAAAGCCAUUCAGGUGAUGUUCUCCAUAGUUAUUUUAUGGAAGGCCACGGUUCCUCAGCUGGAAGCCUCAGUUCACUGGACUCUUUAGCUGUUGAGGAAGAUGUGAAUUCUGACUAUCUCAGUGGAUGGGGCUCAAAGUUCGACAGGCUUAAAGAACUUUACCAGGCCUCAGACAGCCAGGUUUAAGAACUUACAAUAUGGAAACACAUGACAGAGACAGGCCACAUACAUUCUGAAGCUAAAACAUUGAAAGGACACAUUAAUUGAUAUGCCUGGUUGACAGACCCUUUUUCAUGUGGUAUGUAAAAAAUACAUUUGUUAGUUACAGUUUUGUUUCUUCUGGGGAAAACAAAAAACAGUGUGUUUCCUUUAUUUCGUUUGUGUGAGGUUAGUUAUGGAUGCACCACUAGAGAUUAACAGCAAGUGAAAUGCCUCUUGAUUAAUUUGUAAUCAGAGGAACUAUUUUACAACUGGCCCAGAGAAUAUUCCAGUUCAUGUAGGUGGUAAGGUGGGAUUCAGAAGCUGCCAUGUACCAGUCCACCCAGCUCUUCUCCUUUGUCACUCACUUUAUCUUAUCAGUUGGGACACAUCAUAUAUA
This is a messenger RNA of Pelobates fuscus (common spadefoot toad), 9028 nucleotides long. Its product is annotated as neural-cadherin-like. Gene Ontology annotation, biological process: cell-cell junction assembly; calcium-dependent cell-cell adhesion; cell morphogenesis. The record is from RefSeq and is a predicted model, not a curated record. The transcript has 33 exons. Gene Ontology annotation, molecular function: calcium ion binding; cadherin binding. NCBI's taxonomy places the organism in Eukaryota, Metazoa, Chordata, Amphibia, Anura, Pelobatidae. Gene Ontology annotation, cellular component: plasma membrane; catenin complex; adherens junction. Bases 58 to 8616 code for a protein of 2852 amino acids.